Rattus norvegicus (Norway rat) is the source of this 1381-nucleotide messenger RNA. The record is from RefSeq and is a predicted model, not a curated record. Lineage: Eukaryota; Metazoa; Chordata; Mammalia; Rodentia; Muridae.
AUUGCUGGAUUCAGAGGCUAGCUGUAAACCGCUUCUGAUGAUAACAUGCCUCCCUUUUCUUAUCAUAGAGAGAAGAAAAAAGGGAAAAGGGGGAAGCCGAUGCUAAAAGGGAAAUAGGGGCUUUAGACCUCUUAAACUGCUCCCUGCUGUCUAGGAGCAUUAUCAGUUUUGGGAUGUAGCUGACUUUCACCAUCCAGGCCCACUUGAUAGUUGUGUAAAAGGAACUGUUUGACUUUUUGGUUAGAAAAUUUUGAAUUUGUCUUUGAAGGAAUGUGGAAACAAGAUUAGUGAGGCAGGGAGGAAAUAGUAGCUCCAGGAAAAUGGAGAGAAGAGGCAUUAAGAAGGGCAGUAUCCUAUUUCCAUGUAGGGUUUUGAAAAACCCAGGAAUUGGAGGCCUCAUGCUGUUCCCUGCAUUUCUGGAUGUCUGAUUGCAGCUGAUGGAAUGUAUUUCUUACUGCCCCAAAUUCGUUGACAUAGAAACAGCAUUCUUCCUGGAGAAGCAGACAAAGACCACCUUCUUUAGCUGUCAGGACAUCUAGUCCCUGUCAGUUUUGAAGCACAACUGCUGCCAAAGAAUCGAUCUUUUUCUGGAUGAUGAGCAUGGUUUCAUACAUUCCUUGGAAACCAUUGUCAAGCUGGGAUAAGAACUUCUUGUAUAGAGCUAGGGAAGUCAUUGGCCCUGCUGUUCCAGUGCCAGCACCUGUAGCUACUCCUGCAGCAACCAGGAAUGGCACAACCUGCAGUGCCCUCUUAUGCUGGACAGGUAUAUGUCAAAAACUGGAAUUGGUAGAGAUUCUUUGCCAUGUAUUACUCCUAGUUCAGGAAAGGAACACCAGUGUGCAAACUCCUCCUGACCAACUGGCAGGUAUGCUACAGGUACAUAGGAGGGUCCCAGAUGGUGACCUAAAUUUCCAAAUGUUGGUAUCAGGAAUUGCUUUUGCCUCCAGCAAUGAUGUCAUCUGGUCACCUGAGCAUCUGUUGUCAAGGCAACGGUCAUCCAUUUCCAGCAUACAUUUCAUGUUACAGUCACACCACAUUUCACAUAAAAGGCAGAUCCUUUCUACCCUCUUCCACUUGUCUCUCCUCUCUUCCCUUUUUCUCCUCUCUUUCUCUCCUACCUCUCUUCACCCUUUGGCCUUUGUCUCUACCAUUCCAAUAAACCUCUCCACGUGGAGCCCUGUUGGCCUGCUGUGGUUUGUCCAAACGUGAGCCAUAGAGCCUCUCUGUAAAAGACAAUGUAAAAGGUGGUAUGUGUAUGGCUACUUAAAAAGACAACCAAAAGCCAUCAGUGGCUGAGCAAAGGGGAAAGUGAAAGGAAAUGGAUUCAUUGGAGUUCAAACAACCUGAUAACAUUUUACAUUUUAUGCCCAGGUUUCCUGCC